GACGCGAUUUUGAAACAAGCUCCCCGGCCGGCCCUGAAGAGAGUAGAAAUAUUUGUUUGUUGUCUUCUGCAAACGGAGUCGCAGGCCAGGUACUAGGCCAUAGGUUGAACUGGGUGGUACUAGUAGAUGUCAUGAUAGAGUAAUGGCUGCUCCGCUCAGAUCUUGCUGCUGUUCACCUGGUGCUAAUUUGCUUCGUCGCAGUGCUGAUUUAUUUGCUGGACAGACCAGCCAAAUUACCACCAGGCAUGUUUCUCCUGGAAUACCAAACACAGUGAACGUCUUCGACAGGAAAGUUAAGCGCAUACAGAAGAACCGGGCGUCAGCAGCAGCGGAUGUGCAUAUUUAUGAUUACCUGAAGGACUACGCAGCACGUGGCCUGGCUGAGAGGCUUAGUGACGUGACGAGGGACUUUCCUUGCUCCUUGGAUCUAGGCUGUGGGCGUGGGCAUGUUGCCAAAUACCUGCCCAAAGGUAUUGUGAAGACGUGGAUCCAGUGUGACUACUCUGACCAUAUGCUGCUGCAAAGCGCCACCCCAAAAGAUGUGGAAGAGGUGUACAGGCUAGUUGCCGAUGAAGAGUUUAUACCGUUCAAGGAGAACACAUUUGACUUGGUUGUUAGCUGUAUGAGUCUACACUGGGUCAAUGAUCUUCCCAGUACAUUGAACCAGAUCAAGAAGGUGCUGAAAGAGGACGGUGUCAUGAUCGGCUGUAUGCUGGGUGGUGAGUCACUGUACCAGCUACGUUCGGCUCUGCAGGUUGCUGAGACGGAGGUGAAGGGUGGCUUCACAUCGCACGUCUCGCCGUUUGCUGGCUCGUCUGACGUCGCAUCGCUACUCUCCGCAGCUGGUUUUUCGAUAACAACAGUUGAUACGGACGAGGUGACGGUGCGCUAUCCAAGUUUACAGGCCGCAAUGAGAGACCUGCGCGGAAUGGGUGAGAGUCAUGCCACGGUGGACCGAAGCUCUUUGCCCUUAUCACGCCGUGUACUGUCACGCUCUGAGCAGAUCUAUAAGGAGUACUACGGUGAGUCUGAUGAAAAGCAUGGUACUGCACUACCACUGACUUUUGACUUUGUCCAGUUUAUUGGUUGGAAGCCUAGUGCUACCCAGCCGAAGCCGGCCCGCCGUGGAUCUGGUACAAAGGCAGUUCUAGAGCAAACACCAACAAGUUAGUAACAAGUUAGUCAAACACCAUUGCAUUACAAUAGUAGUGUUCCAAGUUGACGUUGUGAAUUUUUCUACCAAACCCCCACGCAUGGCAUCAUGCCUAGUGAUCAGCAGCACUAUCAGCUGCUCUGAAUUCCAGGCCCACUUGCAAUGCAAGCCAUGUGUGAGUACCCACUACCCCUUUUACUUCAUCAUUUUAGGGCUGGCAAUAUCUGUUUAUUUUUUAGGUGCCAGUGCGAAAAUUGAUUUUUGGUGACUUUCCCACCCUUAGUUGUUCGUAGGCACCUCUGUGGUAGGUUAGACAUGGUGUUUUUGGCUUUUAGCGCUUUUUAGGAUUUAGCCUUUUUAAAUUACCUUUUUAGUUGUAGGAUCUGGUGUGCAAUUUGCAUACGACAUUGUAUUCGGUUCAGUCAGACUGCAGUAUCCCUCUAAACCACUAGUAUCUGAUUGUGUUCUCAACUUCGCGUCGUGAGUGUCACCAUGCCACUGUCUUCAGGACACGUUUCUAAAAAAACAUAUCCUAAUAUGUA
Sycon ciliatum is the source of this 1695-nucleotide messenger RNA. Its product is annotated as arginine-hydroxylase NDUFAF5, mitochondrial-like. Lineage: Eukaryota; Metazoa; Porifera; Calcarea; Leucosolenida; Sycettidae. Gene Ontology annotation, molecular function: S-adenosylmethionine-dependent methyltransferase activity. The coding region runs from base 143 to 1171 and encodes 342 amino acids. The record is from RefSeq and is a predicted model, not a curated record. Gene Ontology annotation, cellular component: mitochondrion. Gene Ontology annotation, biological process: mitochondrial respiratory chain complex I assembly. The transcript has 2 exons.